GUCGCCAACUUGUUGAGCCCAUGCAAACACAGUAGUCCCCAUCCAUAAAGCAACUUUAUUGGUUUUAGCAUCUAGGUAAAGCACAUUUUCUUUUGAAUGUUCUUGUUCAAACUAAGGUGUCUACUCUAUGAUGUCCCUAUAAAUACUCUAGCAUGGGAGCUUAAGUUCCAACAACCUCAAGCUUUGAACUCUUUUCUCUCUUUCCCACUUCACCUUCUCAAAGUCCAACGUCCCACUACCAUUGGAUCAAAUGCAGUCUGAAUUCGAUCGGAUGGUCUUUAAACUUUAAGUGAAAUCGACAGGUAACCAAGGGACUUCCCUAAAGUAAACGUUUUCUUUGUCCCUUGUUAAUUACUGUCUUCACAACAGAGCUUUGCACAUAUAUAUUAAGCAAACAUUGUCAACCGGGGUUCAACAUGGACAAGGUGAUGAGAUUGGCCUCAGAGAAAGGGGUAGUGCUAUUUAGCAAGAGCUCAUGUUGCCUGUGUUAUGUAGUCAAAAAUCUAUUUCAAGAUCAGCUUGGGGUGACCCCUACGAUUUAUGAGAUCGACCAAGACCCCGACGGCAGGGAAAUGGAGAAAGCACUCAUGAGGUUGGGGUGUAACGCGCCUGUUCCAGCUGUUUUCAUUGGUGGAAAGCUGGUAGGCUCCACCAAUGAAGUCAUGUCCCUCCAUCUAGGUGGAGGGCUGAUACCUUUGCUGAAGCCUUAUCAGGCUUUACGUUGAAUUAAGUACUUCAAUAUCACACUGAAAGAAUAAAAUUGGCUCAAAUCAGUAGUCCCUAGUGAGCUGUGUGUUGUGUAGUCUGUGUAGCUUUCUAUGUCUCGUGCUCCGUAGCUAUGGAUUAGUUUCCAGCAUGCAAUCUGUUUCUAUUUCUUAAUGAAGUUAACUUUAUAUACUUUUUCUGCUUUUGAGCUUUCAGCAGAAUUUGAAUGAUUGCUGUAUGUUAUUCGGAUGCUUUGCAUACGUCAAGAAAUAUACUUUCUGCAAUAGUUUCGUUCAUUCAUUAAUCAACUGUGAAGCCAUUUGUAUAAUGUACAAAUGUAAAUAUAUAUGAACAUGAACAAACUUCUCAUUUUUGCACCAUCUGUAUAAAUUACAUCAUUUGUGAGCGUAUG
Molecule: messenger RNA, 1117 nt
Organism: Durio zibethinus
Lineage: Eukaryota; Viridiplantae; Streptophyta; Magnoliopsida; Malvales; Malvaceae
Source: RefSeq, a predicted model, not a curated record